Molecule: messenger RNA, 606 nt
Organism: Diaporthe batatas
Lineage: Eukaryota; Fungi; Ascomycota; Sordariomycetes; Diaporthales; Diaporthaceae
Exons: 3
Coding region: 1-606 (201 amino acids)
Source: RefSeq, a predicted model, not a curated record
AUGGUUGCUUUCAAGAUUUCUCAUAUCCUGGCCCUGGCCUCCGCCGCAGCCGCAGCUCCUACUGAGCUCCUGGGUGCCCGCGCAACGGUUGCUCACGACUCCAUUGCCCCCGUUGAGGAGCGGAUUAAAACUGGAGACCUCGGCAACACCAACAAGGGUCAAACCUACGCUCGAGCUGGCACUGUUGAUGGAAAGCCCGUGGUAAUGUACGCCUGGUACAUGCCCAAAGACCAGCCUCUUGAUGGUGAUACUGCUGGUGGUCAUCGCCAUGACUGGGAGAACAUAGUGAUCCAGGUCGACGACCCGAAGUCGAAAACCCCAAAGAUCGUUGCCGCGGCUGCGUCCAGCCAUGGCGGCUACAGCAAGGCCGCCGGCGGGGCUCCCCCGAUGCAAGGCAACGGCCCCAAGGUCGAAUACUUCACCUCGUUCCCCACCAACCAUGAGUUGCAGUUCACCGAUACCGUGGGCAAGACCUACCCCAUCUCUGAUUGGGACGCGAUGCCUCAGCCAGCCCAGAGAGCACUCCAAGACACCAGCUUCGGCAGCGCCAAUGUCCCCUUCAAGGACGGCAACUUCGAGUCCAAGGUUCGCGAGGCUCUGGCUUAA